AUGUCACGGCCCAGCUCUGUUUCGGCAUGGCGGUGCGUCGCUUCUUGUCUCAGCACAACAACAUGCUCAGCAAGACCGAUAUCAUCCACCGCUGCAUCGACACGGUCACGAGUCGUGGACCGGUUCCGAUUUCCUUCGCGGAGCUACGGGACUUGCUAUGCCUCCGAUGCUCGAUCGGGACAUGAUGGCUCAUCGAGUUUGAUCGGCGGCUUGGGCUCGCGACGACCGACAAUGACCACAUUGUCCUCGAUCGAUGUGCCAUUACGGAGUCUGACCUGCUCUCUGGCCCAACGGAUACGGUACGCUUCCACCACCCCCUCCACUACCCCCGGUCUGACGACGAGCCCGACAGCCACGGCCAGUUCGAAGAAGGACAAGGAUUCGCUCGAAGAGGAUGACGCCAGUGCACCCGAUCUGGCCAAGAAACCGGCGGAAAAGAUCAAGAUUGGCGAGAUCAGGCGGUUGAUGGUCUUGGCCAGACCGGAGAGGAAGACGAUCGCGAUCGCGAUUGGAUUGGUCAGUCUGCCCAGCGCUUUGGGGGAGCAAUUUUUGGGGGGCAAGGAGGCACCUUCGUGCACAGCUGAUCAGGAAUCGUGUGGUCUUUCUCAUACAGCUAUUCGUAUCGAGCUCAGUCUCUUUGUCGAUCCCGUUCACGAUCGGAAGGAUCAUCGAUCUUUUUUCCGGCACGGCACCGCAAGGUUUGCCCAUAUCGGUCCCGACGGCGGCGGCGGUGAUGGCUCUCUUCUUCGCGAUCGGUGCUUCAGCCAGUGCGUUACAGACGAAUACGGAUUAGUGUGAUUGUGUGCUCACUAUUUGUUGUUAUGGGCGCGCAGACAUGGGCCGCACGAUUCUGAUGCGCAUCUCGGGUCAGAGGAUCGUUGCUCGGUUACGCGAGGCGGCUUACACGAACGUAUUGAGACAGGUGUGUUUUAAUGCAGAUUGAGAGAGGGUAUGACCACUAAACUCAAUAUCGAACUACAAACAGGACAUUGGAUGGCACGACCUGCAAGGUGCAGCCAAGAUCCAAACCGCCGAACUCGCCGUCCCCGCCGAAGCACCGUCAUCCAAAUCACCAGCGGAAGUCACCACCGCCAAGCCACCCAAGGUCGUCGAGCAUCAAGUUCCUCAGACUGGCGUUCGAUCGACAGGCGACAUCAUCUCACGUCUCGGCUCAGACUGCGGCAUCGUGGGUGAAUCUCUAACGAGGGAACUGAGCGAAGGACUUCGGGCUCUGGUCACGGCCACGGUCGGAAUUGGAGCGAUGCUUUGGAUAAGCGCAAAGCUGACAGCGGUGAUGAUGCUCAUCGGUAAGCGCCGAAGACCUGGGAGCGUGGGUGGGUUCGAAUACUGACGCCUGUAUACGUUUAGUUCCUCCUAUUUCGAUCGCCGCGGUGUUCUACGGACGAUACCUCAAGAAAUUGUCUACGCGCACUCAACAAGGUAGGUCUUAGUGGUGUUGAACGUGUUUCUUGUUCUUGAGCUCAUCAAUUCAAAUUCCCAACAGCCGUCGGUGAGAUGGUCGCCGUCUCGGAGGAGCGAUUGGGCUCGAUCCGAACCGUCCAAGCAUUCAACGCCGUCGAGCCUCUCGAGACGCAACGUUUCUCGGAAAAGGUCGACAAGAUCUUUGGUCUCGCCAAGAAGGAAGCGUUCGCUUCGGGUUUGUUCUACGGUGGUGCUGGAUUCGCGGGCAACUUGUCAUUGAUCGCAUUGCUCACGUACGGCGGGACGCUCGUUGCUAAGGGCGCGUUGACGACGGGACAGUUGACGUCGCUGAUGGUCUACACGUUCUAGUGAGUGUGUGGCACCCUUGGUAUCCGCAGGAUUAUCUCUCGCUGAUUGAGCGUGUCCCCUUCGCUCAGCAUCGGCUCGUCCCUAUUUGGGUUGACUUCUUUCUUUGGCACCAUCAUGAAGGGCCUUGGAGCCUCGUCGCGCAUCUUUGAACUUCUCGACGCUCGUCCUGUUUCGGUCACGCUCGGUGUCGGCAAGCCUUUACCCGUCACGACCCCACCCCGCCGCAUCAUCUUUGACGACGUCCACUUUGCGUACCCCUCGCGACCCCAGGCCGAGAUUCUGAAAGGUGUCAACUUGACGAUCGAAACUGGACAGAUCGUCUCGAUCGCCGGUGGAUCCGGAUCGGGCAAGUCGACGCUUGCGAACCUCCUCGUUCGAUACUACGACCCCUCGCAAGGUCGCGUCGUCUACGGCGAGGACAACAUCCGCGACUUCACUGUCGAAUCGUGGCGACAACGUAUCGCGAUCGUCCCCCAGGAUCCUGCGCUCUUCUCAACGACGAUUGCUGAGAACAUUGCGUAUGGUCGACCGAACGCUUCAAGGGCCGAGAUCGAGGAGGCGGCCAAGUUGGCUAACUGUGGGUUUAUUGAAGCGUUGCCGAGGGGAUUUGAUACGCUCGUUGGUGCUAGGGGUGCGCAGUUGUCCGGUGGGCAGAGGCAGAGGCUGGCGAUUGCGAGGGCUUUGUUGCAGAAGCCCAAGAUCUUGGUCUGUGACGAGUGAGUGGAUCGUAGUCAGAGAUUGCACAUUCUGUGUUGGAUGCUGAUGCUAUCUUGGACUGGUUCUGGUGCGCAGGGCAACAUCGGCUCUUGAUGCUGCGAGCGAGUCGCUGGUCAACAAGGCCAUCUCGAACAUCUCGUCCAGUCAUUCUUUGACCACGAUCCUGAUCGCUCAUCGGUGAGUGGACUUGCGGCCUCAUUCAAAGGUUUUCUAGACUGACAUUCGAGUUUGACCGCGCAGACUUUCGACACUUAAGACGGCGGACCGCGUCGUGCUGAUGGACAAUGGCGUCGUUGCUGAACAAGGCACCUAUGACGAACUGACAAGAUCGGGAACCCGUUUCUCGCAAUUGGUCGCAUCGCAGAUGUUGCAAGGUUCCGUCUCCGGACUGCCUGCUGCGUCGAAGAUGGAAGCUCCAGAGAGUCUUUAG
Messenger RNA from Microbotryum saponariae, 2938 nucleotides. NCBI's taxonomy places the organism in Eukaryota, Fungi, Basidiomycota, Microbotryomycetes, Microbotryales, Microbotryaceae. The record is from the annotation of a GenBank genome assembly.